Diospyros lotus (date-plum) is the source of this 2873-nucleotide messenger RNA. RefSeq names its product ras-related protein RABA5a-like. The transcript has 3 exons. Bases 1917 to 2591 code for a protein of 224 amino acids. The record is from RefSeq and is a predicted model, not a curated record. Gene Ontology annotation, molecular function: GTP binding; GTPase activity. Gene Ontology annotation, cellular component: endosome. Lineage: Eukaryota; Viridiplantae; Streptophyta; Magnoliopsida; Ericales; Ebenaceae.
UUCUCUGUGAGUGUGCCAGCGUGUCUUCUUCCUCGAUUCUCGAAACCUAACCUUAGCGCCCCCCCCUCGAUCACAGAACCGUUUCUAAUUUAUCGAUAUUUGCCAUUGUCUCCGAUUCGUUCUUCACCUUACGGGCUUCUAAGACUCUUGUGAUCGAUCCACAUUUCGGCGGUUCUGAUCUGGUCUGCAAUUCGAUCGGGAGCUUGGUCGAGUGAAUUGAGAUAGAGAUUCAGAGAAAGAUCGCUUUCCUUCAUAAAAAAGGUUUUCAUCCAUAAAUGUUCUCGUUGAAACUUGGCAUACGUUACAUGGAAGUUCACUGAUUCAAGCCUGUGAUCGGCUGCUUUUCAAGGACAAUGGACGUGGUUCUCCGGAAGGAGAGAACAUCGAGAGAGAAUUCUGUAGUUUAGAGAAGAAACAUAGAAGAAGAAUGUAAUGAUAAAUUAGCUUUCUCAAUACAAUCGUAUCUCUUUUAUACAAGUUCCAAACUGUCACUUGACUGCUAUGAAACUACCUCACAACUGUAAACUACCAAGACUAGAUACCAACUAAGAAACAAACUCUCAACUGCCCUGUCCAAGCAGGAGGGGCCCAAUACCACUAGCACAAUGACAAAGCUCUGCACUGGUUAUACUCAAGUUACAGUUCUGAUCUCCUAAGCUUUCCUGAUCCCUUUAGUCCAUGAGUCUGCAUCAAUUCCAGCUAGGAUCCUCUCUUGCAGUUGAUCAUUUACUCCAAAAACCUCCUAGGGACUUUCUUCCCCCUUUAGGUUUUUCUUGCUGGAAUGACAUUACUCGUUUUCCCUUGGUUAUUAGUUACGCUGCAAUCGGGUUGACUUUUUUGCUUUCUCAGCUAUUCAUCAUCAUGUGAGACUUGUAUUCUUUAUUUGUGUUCAGAUGCCAUAAGUGAAACACUAGAGGAUAUGACGUUUUUCUUUUGAUGAUAUGUACAAAAUAAUAUGCUUUUGGGCCCCUCUAGGUGAUUCCUUAGCUAUGAGGGAUGUUUAACAUGGAUAGUUUUUAUGUUUUAUUAGUUUGAAGAAAGUAUUGAAUCAAGCUUGUAUUUUUUAAUAAAAACGUUUAUGUAAUUUUUAUGCAUCACGUGGGCUAUUUUUUUUCUGCUUUAAGACUGUUUUUGAUGCUGGGUACUUGUGCUGAUUUGCUUUAGCUAAUUACAUAUGGUCAGGAUUUCUACAGUUCCUUCAUGUCCGAUACAAUUGUUGUCCAAAGAUAUAUUUAGGAGCUCUAUUUUGCUUCUUGUGUUUUGAGAUGGCUGGUGCUGUAUUUCACGCUUAAGCAGUUUGAAGAUUAUAUAAUUGACAGUCUAUAAUUUGCUUUGGUAGUUGGCAAACUGAAUUUCUAAAACCUAAAUGUGUUUCAUAAUCAUGAAUCAUUGGCUGGACUAUUUGUUACAUUGUUGUGCUGCCUUCAUAAGAUUGAUUUUUUACUUUUAAAUGGUUGAUGUUUAUGCUCAACUUGACCCUUCACCUCUUGUAUUUGGUAUUUCAUAUUCUCCUCGAAAUUUAGAAGUUAAUUUGAUGUGCAACUUGACAAUGCACUUGUGAGCUUUCAUAUGGAAAACGUUGUAGUGUAAAGCAUGCUUUUCUUUCACAACAUGUACUACUGGAAUCAGAAAUUUUGUGACCAUUGAAAAAGGGACAACUAUUGACAAGCUAUAUUUCAUUUCACAGUGCAUUUAAAUAUUUUCUGGACAAUUGCUUAUGUCCUUCAUAGAACCUGCUUUUAAAAUUUCUUCCCACUACUGCCUUUGUCUUUCUUGUUUCAGCUCCUCAUAUUGGUUGGAAAUGUUGAUCUCUAUUUUUGGGCUUUUAGUUCCUUGUGAAAGACUCGCUGCUGUGACGACUGUACUCCAGAUUGUAUGGCUUUCUAGUUGGGAGAGACGUUGCUCAAGGAGUGGAAAUGACAUUUUAUACUGAGGAGGAGCAAACUCAGGAUUAUCUUUUUAAGAUUGUCUUGGUUGGUGAUUCAGCUGUGGGGAAAUCAAACUUGCUUGCUAGAUUUGCAAGAAAUGAAUUUUACGCUAAUUCUAAAUCAACUAUUGGGGUAGAGUUCCAAACUCAGAAAAUGGAUAUCGAUGGAAAAGAAGUCAAGGCACAAAUCUGGGACACAGCCGGUCAGGAGCGUUUCAGGGCAGUUACAUCUGCGUAUUAUAGGGGGGCAGUUGGAGCUCUUCUGGUCUAUGAUAUUAGUAGGCGUCAGACAUUCGGUAACAUUGGCAGAUGGCUUAAUGAACUUCACACUCACUCUGACAUGAAUGUAGUUACUGUACUCGUUGGGAACAAAUCUGAUCUUAAAGAUGCGAGGGAGGUUUCCACAGCUGAAGGCAAGGCCUUAGCUGAAGAACAGGGUUUGUUUUUCAUAGAAACUUCAGCUCUUGACUCUUCAAAUGUAGUUGCUGCCUUCCAAAUUGUUGUGAAAGAGAUUUAUAAUAUCUUGAGCCGGAAAGUAAUACAAACACAAGAGAACAAGAAACAGGAUGCUACAUGGGCCGGAAAUGGUAAGACUGUUGUUUUAGAGGAAGAUGGGAACCAAGAGCCAGGUCAAACUACAAAAGCUGGGUGUUGUUCAUCUUAAAGCGACUAAGUUUGUUAGUGCCAGUCUGAGUCCCUUAUAUCUUUUCCUGUACUGCUUGUUCUCCCUCGCCCUAAUUUCACUCUUCAAGGUUUUAGCUGUUUCUUCCAUCAUGUGUAAUUCAUAUCCCUGUUGCUUCCAAAAUGUUGCAACAUUUAUUUUUUCUGGUUUUCUUGUUCUUUUCUUUCUUUUCUUUCUGGGUUAUCAGGAGAAAGUGGAGUAGAAAUUGUAGAUGACUUGAAGGGGAUAAAAUGAUUUUGUUGUAAAGUUGAAUGAGUUUCAGUA